Messenger RNA from Notothenia coriiceps (black rockcod), 1237 nucleotides. RefSeq names its product opsin 3 (gene opn3). Gene Ontology annotation, cellular component: membrane. Gene Ontology annotation, molecular function: G protein-coupled receptor activity. The record is from RefSeq and is a predicted model, not a curated record. NCBI's taxonomy places the organism in Eukaryota, Metazoa, Chordata, Actinopteri, Perciformes, Nototheniidae. The annotation marks the transcript as partial. Gene Ontology annotation, biological process: G protein-coupled receptor signaling pathway. The transcript is spliced from 2 exons.
CUGCGCUCCAUCCAGGACCUUCAGACGGUUCAGAUCAUCAGGAUCUUGCGGUACGAGAAGAAGGUGGCCGCUAUGUUUUUGCUGAUGAUCACCUGCUUCCUGGUGUGUUGGACACCCUACGCUGUAGUGUCGAUGUUGGAGGCCUUCGGCAGAAAGAGCAUGGUCUCUCCCGUGGUGGCCAUCAUCCCCUCGUUCUUUGCCAAGUCCAGCGCGGCCUACAACCCCCUCAUCUACGUUUUCAUGAGCAGAAAGUUCCGGCGCUGUUUGCUCCAGCUGCUGUGCUCGCGGCUGUCUUGGUUGCAGCACAGCCUCAAAGAGCGCCCCAUGACUCCGGUCCAACGGCCCAUACGACCGAUCGUCAUGUCCGGAAACUACGGCAGCAGGAACCGACCUAAGAAGAGGGUGACUUUCAGCUCCUCCUCCAUUGUUUUUAUCAUCACCAGCAAUGACUUCCACCAACUUGAUGUGACCUCCAAGGCUAGAAGCCCUGCGGAGGUUAAUGUCAUUCAAAUCAGGCCACUCUGAUCCGCAAGGACAGGACUUCUCACCCCACCAUCACUAUGCCUUAGGACCUAAAUCAAACCAAAAUAACCCUCUCUAACCUCCCGGGAUAUUACUAUGUAUAUACACAGUUAUGAAUUUGUUAAGACUACAUGUUAGCCCGAGACCUCAGCUGAACCUCUUUGCACUGUGUUGUUUAAGCAGGUAGUUUAACAAAACAUUUUUCAAAAAGGCCUCAUUUCACAACUGCAGAACUGUUUGGAGUUGUUAGCAGUGUUAUGGAACUGAGUACAUUGUUUGGUUGGUACCCAACUGUAAGCAUGUACAACCACACAAAUAGGCCUUAGCUCCUUAGCUAGCAAACUGACAUUAUUUAGUAUGGAUUCAAUAAAGAUCCUAUUUAUAGCUACCUACUGUAGUUUAUGUAACUUUAAAUUAAUCUCCGGAGUGACGAUAGCAGGAACUGUGAAAUGACAUUUGGUGGAUCACCACAGAUGAGGACUACAGGAGUGUAAUUAUAUAAGAGGCGAUGAGAGUAUGCGCCAGUGAGACACUCCUUUCAUAACAUCCUGGCCUGUCAGCUAUGAAUAGACUUGAUGAAUGGAUUUCCAUAGCUGAUAAAACCCUUAAUCCUUGGAGACAUGUGACUUAGUCAGUGAGGUGUCUUUUUAUGCGUUUAGUUUGAAGAAUAGUUAUUGAAUUACACUUGUUUGGUAUCUUGCUGAAGCUACGUUGG